Molecule: messenger RNA, 503 nt
Organism: Pollicipes pollicipes
Lineage: Eukaryota; Metazoa; Arthropoda; Thecostraca; Pollicipedomorpha; Pollicipedidae
Gene: RpL26
Product: ribosomal protein L26
Exons: 2
Coding region: 30-470 (146 amino acids)
Biological process (GO): translation
Cellular component (GO): large ribosomal subunit; ribosome
Molecular function (GO): RNA binding; structural constituent of ribosome
Source: RefSeq, a predicted model, not a curated record
CCAAUGUUUUGCAUUGUUUUCAGAGCAAAAUGAAGCUCAACAAGUUUGUUACAUCAGAUCGGAACAAGAACAGGAAGAGGCACUUCAAUGCCCCUUCUCAUCUGAGGAGGAGAUUGAUGUCUGCGCCUCUGAGCAAGGAGCUUGUGCAGAAAUACAACGUGAAGUCUAUGCCUGUCCGAAAGGAUGAUGAGGUUCAGGUAGUCCGCGGGCACUACAAGGGUCAGCAGGUGGGCAAGGUAAUCCAGGUCUACCGGAAAAAGUGGGUGAUCCACAUCGAGCGGAUUCAGCGCGACAAGGCAAACGGCGCCACCGUCUACGUCGGCAUCGACCCCUCUAAGGUGGUGGUGGUCAAGCUGAAGAUGAACAAGGACCGCAAGAAGAUCCUGGAGCGGCGCGCGGCCGGUCGGCUGGCGGCGCUUGGCAAGGACAAGGGCAAAUACACUGAGGAGACGGCCAUGGAGACCUCGUGAACCCGAUCUAUCCAAUACACCGCGGAGAGAGUU